Molecule: messenger RNA, 7894 nt
Organism: Oncorhynchus tshawytscha (Chinook salmon)
Lineage: Eukaryota; Metazoa; Chordata; Actinopteri; Salmoniformes; Salmonidae
Product: chromodomain-helicase-DNA-binding protein 3
Exons: 39
Coding region: 176-6511 (2111 amino acids)
Biological process (GO): chromatin remodeling; negative regulation of transcription by RNA polymerase II
Cellular component (GO): NuRD complex; nucleus; chromatin
Molecular function (GO): DNA binding; ATP binding; histone binding
Source: RefSeq, a predicted model, not a curated record
UUGGGGGUUGUUAAAAAAUAAAUAUAAGAGCGGCCAUCUUUGUUUCCCUGCCUUGUAGUGUAAAAUAUUCCAAAACGGCCCCCACUUUUUUUCUGGUGUCGAUUUGAAUAUUAAAUAAAUAUCAUAAUUCCGGAAGGUUUCUGAUUUCGAGGAAGGAGCCGAUGACAGGAAUAUAAUGUCCUCUCCUCUCCGGUCCUGUGAGGAAGACCAGGGCAUGUUGGUUAAUUCCGAGGGAGUAGAUUUUGAUGAAGAAGACGAGGACGACGGAGAUCUAGACGAGAACGCAAGCGACAUAAACUCGCCGGCGGCGCCUCGAGAAACUGCAACACUAGCCGCGCCAGUAGAGGAAGAAAGGGAAGCAUCAGACAGGGCCAGUCUAGGGAGGAAGAAACGAGGGCCCAAGAAGAAGGAGACAAAGAAGAAGGAAAAAGAGAAAGAGGGAAAACCGGUUAAAGCCAAAAAACGGAAAAAGAUUGAAAGUGAUGUAGAGAGAGACUCGGAGCGAGAGAGAGAUUAUGGUGAGAACUCUGACAGCGCAGCGAGUGACUUCUCUAGUGAGAAAAAGAAGAAGAAGAAACACAAGGAAAAGAAGGAGAAGAAAACCAAGAAGAAGAAAAAAGAUGAUGGGGACAGCACGCAUGAGGAGACAACAAAGCCAAUAGAACAGAAAACGUCGGCCCAGCUGGCUAUGGACUGGGGUCUGGAGGAUGUGGAUCAUACAUUCACUGAAGACGAUUACCGCACACUCACCAACUACAAAGCCUUCAGCCAGUCCAUGAGGCCCAUGAUCGCCAAGAAGAACCCUAAGAUCCCCAUGUCCAAGAUGAUGACCAUCCUGGGGGUCAAGUGGAGGGAGUUCAGCUCUAACAACCCCUUCAAGGGCUCCGGUGCUGCAGCCGUGGCAGCUGCAGCCGCCGCUGCCGCCAUUGCCGUCGCCGAGCAGGUCUCCGCGGCAACCCCAUCCCCGGAGCCACCUCCACCCCGGAAGCAGCCCCAACCCCCACGGCCGCCCCCCCUGCCGCCUCCCCCGCUCCGCAAGGCCAAGACCAAAGAGGGCAAAGGCCCUGGGUAUAAGAAGAGUCGCAGUAAGAGUCCUCGUGUUCUGGCUGAGAGGAAGAAGGCGGUGGCAGCAGCAGUAGCGGCUUCAGUAGCUAAAGCCAAGAAGAUGUCCCCCAUACGCAUAAAACUGGGGGCCUUAGGCAACAAGAGAAAGAAGAGCAGCUCUAGUGGUGAUGAUGUUGAUGAGGAGGACUCGCUGCAAGAGGACUCUAGUGUCCACAGCUCCUCGGUCCGCUCCGACAGCUCCUCCCGGGUCAAGAAGAACAAGAGAGGACGUCCGGCCAAGAAGAAUAAGAAAAUGCUGGACGAGGGUGAGGUGGAGGGGGAUGGUUAUGAGACAGACCACCAGGACUACUGUGAGGUGUGCCAGCAAGGAGGGGAGAUCAUUCUGUGUGACACCUGUCCUAGGGCCUACCACCUGGUCUGUCUGGAGCCUGAGCUGGAGAAGGCCCCCGAGGGCAAGUGGAGUUGCCCACACUGUGAGAAAGAGGGGAUCCAGUGGGAAGCGAAGGAUGAGGACUUUGAGGAGUUUGAGGAGGAGAGUGAGGACAUGGUGGUACCAGAGGUACCUGGGGUUGGACUGCUGGUAGGACUGGAGGAAGAGGAGGAUGACCACAUUGAGUUCUGCAGGGUCUGUAAAGAUGGGGGGGAACUAUUGUGCUGUGACACCUGCACUUCCUCCUACCACAUCCACUGUCUCAACCCGCCCCUGCCUGAGAUCCCCAACGGAGAGUGGCUGUGUCCACGCUGCACUUGUCCUGGUAUCAAGGGCAGGGUGCAGAGGAUCCUCCACUGGCGAUGGGGCGAGCCCCCCGAUCCUGUACCCGUGCCUCCCGCCCCCGAUACCCCUCCUGAUGCUCCUCCGCCACCCCCCAUGAAGGGCAGGGCUGAGAGGGAGUUCUUUGUCAAGCUGACUGGACAGUCCUACUGGCACUGUACCUGGAUCACUGAACUGCAGCUGGAGAUCUUCCACUCGGUGAUGUUCCGUAACUACCAGAGGAAGACAGAUAUGGAGGAGCCUCCCAGUCUGGACUAUGGGUCGGGGGGAGAGGAGGAGAGUGUUAAGAGUGAGAAGAGGAGGCUGAAAGACCCCGACUAUGCUGCCCUGGAUGACAAGUUCUAUAAAUAUGGCAUCAAGCCUGAAUGGAUGAUGGUCCACCGCAUCAUCAACCACAGUAUGGACAAGAAAGGGAUAUACCACUACCUGGUCAAGUGGAGAGACCUGACCUACGACCAGUGCACAUGGGAGAGAGACGAUCUGGAGAUGCCAGAGUUUGUCAUUCACAAGGCCAACUACUGGGCACACAGGGAUGAGGUGAUGAAGGAGGCCCCAGACAUGCCGAGGAGGAUGAGGAGGAUGAGGAUGGAAGAGAGUGAAGACCCCCACAGAUCACCUGUCAACGACCCUACGAUAAAGUACGAGGAGCAGCCAGACUUUGUGACAGCGACGGGGGGCACUCUGCACCUCUACCAGCUGGAGGGACUCAACUGGCUGCGUUUCUCCUGGGCACAGGGCACUGACACCAUCCUGGCAGACGAGAUGGGGCUGGGCAAGACUAUCCAGACCAUCGUCUUCCUCUACUCACUCUUCAAAGAGGGCCACACUAGGGGCCCAUUCCUGGUGAGUGCCCCCCUCUCCACCAUCAUUAACUGGGAGAGAGAGUUUGAGAUGUGGGCCCCUGACUUCUACGUGGUGACCUACACAGGGGACAAGGACAGCAGAGCCAUCAUCAGAGAGAACGAGCUGACCUUCGACGACACGGCCGUACGGGGAGGGAGGAAAACCUUCAAACUGAGGAGAGAAGCCCCUAUAAAGUUCCAUGUGCUGUUGACGUCCUAUGAGCUGGUGACGAUAGACCAGACCUCCCUGAAGUCUAUAGACUGGGCCUGUCUAGUGGUGGACGAAGCCCACCGCCUCAAGAACAACCAGAGCAAGUUCUUCAGACGUCUGAAUGACUAUACGAUUGACCACAAGCUGCUGCUGACUGGUACUCCUCUACAGAACAACCUGGAGGAGCUGUUUCACCUGCUCAAUUUCCUCACUCCCAACCGUUUCAAUAAUCUGGAGGGGUUCCUGGAGGAGUUUGCAGACAUCUCCAAGGAGGACCAGAUCCAGAAGCUCCAUGACCUGUUGGGUCCCCACAUGUUGAGGAGGCUGAAGGCUGACGUCUUCAAGAACAUGCCGUCCAAGACUGAGCUCAUCGUACGAGUGGAACUAAGCCCCAUGCAGAAGAAAUACUACAAGUUGAUUCUGACGAGGAACUUUGAGGCUCUGAACUCUAAAGGAGGAGGUAACCAGGUGUCUCUACUCAACAUCAUGAUGGACCUGAAGAAGUGUGCCAACCACCCCUAUCUCUUCCCCGUCGCCUCCAUGGAAGCCCGCAAGACGGCGAGCGGAGCGUACGAGGGCAUGGACCUCACAAAGGCUUCUGGGAAACUGACUCUGUUGCAGAAGAUGAUGAGGAAACUGAAGGACCAGGGACACCGGGUGCUAGUCUUCUCACAGAUGACUAAGAUGUUGGACCUGUUGGAGGACUUCCUGGACUUUGAGGGUUAUAAGUACGAGAGGAUCGACGGAGGAGUCACAGGAGCUCUGAGACAGGAGGCCAUAGACAGGUUCAAUGCUCCUGGUGCUCCUCAAUUCUGUUUCCUGCUGUCCACCAGGGCAGGGGGUCUGGGUAUUAACCUGGCCACAGCAGACACUGUUGUCAUCUUCGACUCAGACUGGAACCCCCACAAUGACAUCCAGGCAUUCAGUCGCGCCCACCGCAUCGGGCAGGCCAACAAGGUGAUGAUCUACCGUUUUGUGACCCGUGCCAGUGUGGAGGAGCGCAUCACCCAGGUGGCAAAGAGGAAGAUGAUGCUGACCCACCUGGUGGUGAGGCCCGGCCUGGGCUCCAAGGCUGGAUCCAUGUCCAAACAGGAACUGGACGACAUCCUCAAGUUCGGCACCGAGGAACUCUUCAAGGACGAGAUCGAAUUCCUCUCACCACCACGUAUGUCCCCUCUCUCUCCUAUACGCUGUCCAGCGGGGGACAACAGGGAUGAUGAGGGCAGUGUGAUCCACUAUGACAGCUCAGCCAUCGAGAGACUGCUGGACCGGAGCCAGGACGCUACAGACGACACAGACAUGCAGAACAUGAACGAAUACCUCAGCUCCUUCAAAGUGGCCCGCUACAUGGUUCGAGAGGAGGAUAAGAUUGAGGAGGUGGAGCGUGAGAUCAUUAAGCAGGAAGAGUGUGUGGACCCAGAAUACUGGGAGAAGCUGCUGAGACAUCACUAUGAGCAACAACAGGAGGACCUGGCUAGUAAACUGGGCAAGGGCAAGAGGAACCGCAAGCCUGUCAACUACAACGACGCAGCACAGGAGGACCAAGAGUGGCAUGCUGGUAUUUCAGAUAACCAGUCCGAGUACUCUGUGGGCUCUGAGGAGGAGGAUGAAGACUUCGAUGAGAGGCCAGAAGGUUCUCGCCGACAGUCCCGUCGCCAGAUGAGGAACGAGAGAGACAAGCCACUUCCCCCCCUGUUGGCCAGAGUAGGGGGAAACUUGGAGGUAUUGGGCUUCAACACGCGCCAGAGGAAAGCCUUCCUAAACGCGGUGAUGCGUUGGGGCAUGCCCGCACAGGACGCCUUCUCCUGCCAGUGGCUGGUCAGAGACCUGAGGGGCAAGAGUGAGAAGGAGUUCAAGGCGUAUGUCUCCCUGUUCAUGCGUCACCUGUGUGAGCCCGUGGCCGACGGUGCCGAGACGUUUGCCGACGGCGUGCCGAGGGAGGGCCUGUGUCGGCAGCCUGUGCUCACCCGCAUCGGGGUCAUGUCCCUGGUCAAGAAGAAGAUCCAGGAGUUUGAGCACAUCAAUGGGCGGUGGAGUCUUCCAGAACUGAAGCCAGAGAUGAAGCCAGAGGUCCUGAGACCAGAGGUCAGUGUGUCUUCUUCCUCCAGAGCCUCCUCCCCUGGAGGGACCAUGAAGACCGCUACGCCCACCCCUGACCCCAGCUGUACCUCAGACAACACCCCCUGCACCUCAAAACCAGCUACCCCUGCUCCGUCGGACAAACUAGAGAAGAACGGGAAAGAUGGAGAGAAGGAAGAGGAAGAUGAGGAGGGUAAGGCCUCAUCUGAGCCAGAGCAAGAUGGCGAGAAGGAGAAGAACAAGGGGAAGGAGGAAGAGAGCAACAAGAGUGCAGACUCUGAAGAGACUCCAAUCUCUACCAAAGAAGCACUACAAGAAUUAUCCCCUUGCACAACAACAGACAAGGAGGAGAAGGGUACAAAAGAGGAGAAGGAGGGGAAAGAAACCAAAACGACUGACACCCUUCCGGCCCUAGUGGAGGAGAAGAAAGUUGAGGAGGAGAGUAAGGAGGAGGGGUCCUUCGGAGAAACAACUAAGCAAGGGUCGGAGGUCAAACAUGAGAAACCAGGUAGUGUAACACUCUCACCUGGAGAGAAGGUGGAGGAGGAGAAAGAGAAGGACAACAACAAGGAAAAGGACAUGGAGAAGAGUGAGGAGGCCCCUGUCCCCACAGAAGAGCCAGACAACAUGGAAAGAAUGGAGCGACAGCAACCCUCUGACGUGAUGAAAGAGGAAGUAAAAGGUGAAAAGGAUGCUGGGAAAGAAGUGGCGAAGGAGGAGGUUGCCAAAGAUGCCUUGCCAAAACCCCCCAUCACCCCCCCCGAGCGACGGCGCUUCAUGUUCAACAUCGCUGAUGGGGGCUUCACGGAGCUGCAUACGCUGUGGCAGAACGAGGAGCGGGCCGCCAUCUCCUCCGGGAAGAUGAAUGAGAUCUGGCACCGGCGACACGACUUCUGGCUGCUGGCGGGAAUUGUACUUCAUGGGUACGCGAGGUGGCAGGACAUCCAGAACGAUCCCCAGUUUGCUAUCGUCAACGAGCCCUUCAAGUCGCAGGCCAACAAGGGCAACUUCCUGGAGAUGAAGAACAAGUUCCUGGCCCGCCGCUUCAAGUUAUUAGAGCAGGCCCUGGUGAUAGAGGAACAACUGAGACGGGCAGCCUACCUGAAUAUGACCCAGGACCCGGUCCACCCCGCCAUGGCGUUGAACGCCCGUUAUGCCGAGGUGGAGUGUCUGGCCGAGUCCCACCAACACCUCAGCAAGGAGUCCCUGGCCGGGAACAAACCAGCCAAUGCCGUGCUGCAUAAAGUGCUGAACCAGUUGGAGGAGCUGCUGAGCGACAUGAAGGCUGACGUGACACGGCUCCCCGCCACGCUGUCCCGGGUCCCGCCCAUCGCCGCACGUCUGCAGAUGUCAGAGAGGAGCAUCCUCAGCAGGCUGGCCAGCAAGGGCACUGACACACACCCGCCCCGACCAUCCCUCCAGGACCCUACGCCACUCCUCAGAACUUUGGGCCCCCCUUCACCCCCACCCCCCUGGGAGUCUUACCCAUGGGAGGAGCCAACUACAGCCAGAUGCCUCCUGGAUCCUUCGUAUCAGUGUUGAACGGUCCUCCUGUGUCAGUGAAGAAGGAGAGGGAAGCAGAGCAGCUCCUGAGCAGGAGAGACCAGCGCCGUGGAGAGGUCAUCUGUAUCGACGACUGAACAAUAUAGCUCACUGACCGCACACACACACAUGUCAACAUAUAUACACACACACAUAUAUACUUAAACAUAUACACACACACACGAACAUAUACACACACACCAACACAUAACACACGCAGUACAGUAUCCACACUCCGCAGACUGACCAUCCCUAUGAAUAUAUACACACACACAUGAACAUACACACACCAACACAUAAUACACACAGUACAGUAUCCACACUCCACAGACUGACACUCCCUAUGAAUAUAUACACACACACAUGAACAUACACACACCAACACAUAAUACACACACCAACACAUAAUACACACAGUACAGUAUCCACACUCCACAGACUGACACUCCCUAUGAAUACACACACACACACACACACACACACACACUUGUGGUCCAUGCUGUCACAUACAUACUCACCUGCUCAAUCGCGUGUUGUCUGCCUCAAACCAACCAAUCCUCACAAGCAGCCUACUCAUAGAAUAUCUCCCCUCCAGAACAGUAUGGUUCUGUAAUCUAGAACCUCCCUCUCUAUCCUAGCAUCGCUCACAUACUACCAAACCUGACCCUUGACCUUUGAUCCCCUCAGGGUUCGCUCCAGUGACAUGAAACUGCAUGAUAUAACAUUGUGAAGAUUUUGCUCUUGACACCAUUCCUGCCAUUCGUCCUGAGAAGCAUGCUGUGCUAAAACUCACAAAACAAUGGCGUUAUCAUGCAAGCUGUGCCUACAGUAUUUCUUCUAGUGCUGGUUUUAUCUCCGAAGCUUGCCGAAAACCAUUCAUCAAUCGCCCCAUUGGAGAAUUGAUUGAGUGAAGUAUUACAGGACCCGGGGCUGUAAACUUGUCAGGAAACUCUCAGCCAUUUCCCUUUCAUGUUGACCUGAUUGUACAUGUAGAAAUACUAAAAUGUCAGUCAGUCCAACCCAACUUAGUAUUAUGUUGACUGUAUGAGUUAUAGCUGGUAUGCCAGAGGAUUUUCUUACAGACCAGGGUACACAGUUUAUAUCUUUGGUUUUGAUUGGGAUGGGAGGUCCCAGUGCUUGUUCAGGAUAGGCCUCACUCAUAGAACUGGUCAUAACCUUUCAUAGGCAAGUCAUACAGUGUUGACCACCCUCAACUACAGUCCUCUCCCCUUGCUCUUUGACCCCCUACGUAAAGCUUACACAGUGCCUUCUGAAAGUAUUCAGACCCCCUGACUUUUUCCAUAUUUGUUAGGUUAUAGCCUUAUUCUAAAAUGAUUAAAUAGUAUUUCCCCUCAUCAAUCUACACACAAUACCCCAUGAUGA